Messenger RNA from Prosopis cineraria, 1426 nucleotides. RefSeq names its product putative ubiquitin-like-specific protease 1B. Gene Ontology annotation, biological process: protein desumoylation. The record is from RefSeq and is a predicted model, not a curated record. Gene Ontology annotation, cellular component: nucleus. The transcript is spliced from 10 exons. Gene Ontology annotation, molecular function: deSUMOylase activity. Bases 119 to 1426 code for a protein of 435 amino acids. NCBI's taxonomy places the organism in Eukaryota, Viridiplantae, Streptophyta, Magnoliopsida, Fabales, Fabaceae.
UAUUGUUGCCUCCUCUUCUUCUUCCUUCUUCUCAGGCACCAUACUUCACAUCAUCGCUAUCUGCUCGCUCCUAUCAUCUUCCAAACCUCAAGUAAAACUCGAAUUGAAUGCGAGAGUCAUGGAAAAAGCAGGAGCUGGUGGAAGGCCAAAGGCAGUUGACAUGUGGGAACACGUCACGGUGUUGGAAGGGAAAAGAGUAAGGUGUAAACAUUGUGGCUUUGAAUUUGCAGCAAGUGCUAAUCGCAUCAAAGCCCAUAUUAAUCAGAUCAAGGGUCAGGGAAUUCGACUGUGUCCUGGUUCUCCUCAGCCUAACAAUACCAAUUCCAACAAAGUCACCAGUGAUCUCAACGAGAAAGAGGACUUCCUUCUUGUCAUUGAUGACUUUUUUCCGCAAGAAGACCUCCUUCAUCCACAAGGAGCGAGGAAUGAAACAUUAUUGCUUGAUUGUUAUAUGUCCUCCAAACACACUGAAGCUAUACAUCAAGAGGGGAUUCAUGUGGGCCCUUCCUCUGUUUCUCAUAUGAUGAAUGAAGCCGACUUGCGGUUGAUUCAAUAUGUUUUUGAACAAUCACGCAGUGAUGAGACAAUUUUCUCUUCACCACGUUUACAUUUGAAACAAUCUGAAUUUACCACUCUUAGACCGGAGACCUAUUUGGAUUCAUGGGUAAUAGAUAUUUUUGUCUAUAUCUUGACGGAGAUUGAAAGGAACAGAAGUAAACCUUUGAAUUGCUAUGUUCCAGUGAUAUUUUCGAAUAAAGCGCUCCAAAGUGAUGUAAGUUCCUUCCUUAAGUUUGUUGAACGGCAUAACAUGAGAGAAAACUACAUGUUUGACUUGAAAUAUUGUGAGAAGGUAUUAUCUAUUUAUAUUAUUCCUGUUCAUGUUGAAAAAAAUCGAUGUGGACAUUUUUAUUUAUACAUUAUUCAUGUGGAGGAUCAAGUUGUUGAAAUAUGGGAUUCUCUUCGCGAUCAAUUUAUGGAUAAAACUGAACGUGAACAAAUAACAAAAAAAAUACUGCUUGUCAUGGAGACACUCUUCGAAGAUGUUAUGUCCACAAAAUUUCACUGGAGAAUGGCAAGCAAUAUCCAAUCACAGUCUAAUGGAUACGAUUGUGGUGUAUUUGUUAUCAAAUAUAUGCAACAAUUAGAUAAUUAUGUGAGGCAAAAUCCUUCAUUUCAGUUUGACAGUAAUAAAGAAAGAUUGGAUUUGGCUUUAGAGUUGCUCAACAGUGACUUCAACCAAGAAAGAGAAAUACUAUCUCAUAAAGCAACAGGAAGCUAUGCGCAAGUCCACAGUGAAGAAGAUAUAGAUUCAUGUGGAAUUAAAAGAAAGCAGGUUGAUACAUGCAAAACAAUAUUUGGUGGUGGAAAAGGGGCAUAUGUGGAAUUGGAUGAUUUCAAUGACAGAGUCAAGAGAAAAAAAUGUUAG